Messenger RNA from Morone saxatilis (striped sea-bass), 445 nucleotides. RefSeq names its product metallothionein 2 (gene mt2). Bases 138 to 320 code for a protein of 60 amino acids. Gene Ontology annotation, molecular function: metal ion binding. The record is from RefSeq and is a predicted model, not a curated record. The transcript is spliced from 3 exons. Lineage: Eukaryota; Metazoa; Chordata; Actinopteri; Moronidae.
UUUUGCACCCGGUCCUGUUGUUCCCUGGUGGCUAUAAAAGAGCUGCUCCAUUGCCUGACAGACCAUAACACUGACUCGACACUGAAGACACGACAUCUUCACACUGAGAGCCUGAAGACAUCACCUGAACUGAAAACAUGGACCCUUGCGACUGCUCAAAGAGUGGAACCUGCAACUGCGGAGGAUCCUGCACUUGCACAAACUGCUCCUGCACCAGCUGCAAGAAGAGCUGCUGCCCCUGUUGCCCAUCCGGCUGCACCAAGUGUGCCUCUGGCUGCGUGUGCAAAGGGAAGACGUGCGACACCAGCUGCUGCCAGUGAGGAGUGUGCAGCAUCAGCCUCUGCUGCCCCUGUGAUGGCGCCUGUGGGGACCCACUUUGAAUGAUUACUUGCUGUUUAUUUUGUACUCGUCUUCAAUGUUGAAAUAAAAGUUAUCCUUAAACACA